Physcomitrium patens is the source of this 1218-nucleotide messenger RNA. Its product is annotated as small ribosomal subunit protein uS3x. The record is from RefSeq and is a predicted model, not a curated record. Gene Ontology annotation, cellular component: nucleus; cytosolic small ribosomal subunit. Gene Ontology annotation, biological process: translation. NCBI's taxonomy places the organism in Eukaryota, Viridiplantae, Streptophyta, Bryopsida, Funariales, Funariaceae. Gene Ontology annotation, molecular function: RNA binding; structural constituent of ribosome.
GGUUUCGGUGGUCCCGCAGCGAAAGUGAAACUUGCAACCAGCCAGGGAUUGUUCCUUUUGCGCUCGUGCUUCGUCGCCAUCGUUUUGCACCAAACGUUUGCUCUUGGAAGCCCAGCUUUGCCUUCCAUCAUGGCGACUCAGAUGAGCAAGAAACGCAAGUUUGUAGCAGACGGUGUGUUUUUUGCUGAGCUCAAUGAGCUUCUCACCCGAGAGCUUGCUGAGGACGGCUAUUCCGGAGUGGAGGUGCGCGUCACGCCUAUGCGAACUGAGAUCAUCAUCCGCGCAACCCGUACUCAGAAUGUAUUGGGUGAGAAGGGACGAAGGAUCAGGGAACUGACCUCCGUGGUACAGAAGAGGUUUCAGUUCCCGGAGGGUACUGUGGAGUUGUACGCCGAGAAGGUGAACAACCGGGGUCUGUGCGCCAUUGCCCAGGCUGAGUCGCUGCGAUACAAACUCCUGGGUGGUCUCGCUGUUCGCAGGGCUUGUUACGGAGUGCUGAGGUUCAUUAUGGAGAGCGGUGCCAAGGGUUGUGAGGUUAUUGUGAGCGGAAAGCUGCGUGCAGCUCGUGCUAAGUCCAUGAAGUUCAAGGAUGGUUACAUGAUCUCAUCUGGGAGCCCUGUCAACGAUUACAUCGACAGUGCCGUCCGACACGUUAUGUUGCGUCAGGGCGUGCUGGGCAUUAAGGUGAAGAUCAUGCUCGACUGGGAUCCAAAGGGGAAGCAAGGACCCAUGACUCCACUUCCCGAUGUAGUGACUAUUCACAUGCCCAAGGAGGAGGAGGAAUUUGCCCACAAGCCUCAUGUAGGCAAGGAAGCAGAGAUGUAAACCUUUACCUCGAGUACAAUGCAAUUUUUCAACUGAGUUUAUAUUUGUAUGUGUGAUUCAAUUCUGGGUUGUUUUAUGGAGUUGGCCGUUUCGACCUCUCGGUGUUAAGGGCUUCACGAAGCCGACAUCUAUCCUGAAAGGUUCCGAGGAGAAAUGGAUCCCAAGUAGCUGGCUUCGUAUAAUUUACGUGUAUUGAAGCAUCUUAUGAAGGAGAUCAGAAGUUUAUGGCAUUGUUGACCCAAUACACCUUUGAUGAGGUUGAGUGCCAGCUUUUUGAAUAUGGAAAGGAAUCAGUAUACAGUGUAAUGGUUUUGUUGAAGAGUGGUGUAAAGAAACUCUCGGAGGUUUACCAGCUUCGGGGGAGUUUUGUCUAAGGUGGAAAAGUUUGGUUUC